Molecule: messenger RNA, 987 nt
Organism: Rangifer tarandus platyrhynchus (Svalbard reindeer)
Lineage: Eukaryota; Metazoa; Chordata; Mammalia; Artiodactyla; Cervidae
Source: the annotation of a GenBank genome assembly
ACCUCUUGUGUGAGCUCCUGCCCCCAAAGAAACGCCAUCACGAGCUCCCACAGCUCCACCCGAGGUUUCCCGCCAGGGCAGAGGAGGACGGGCCCCCGCAUGCCGCGAGGGCUGCCCCGGAGGUCCUCGAGGAAAGCGAGCGACGGGGGCCCGGCGCCGCCCUGUGCCGCCCCGGUGGCUUCCCAGAGCAACAGCCGGCCUGAGGACGCGGAAGCUUCCAGGGGGCAGAAACGCACCUGGGAGAAUGGCCCCCCCACAUCGGACAGUCCCAGGCCCGGAAAACGCAGGUUUCCUCUGCUGCCGCGCAGGCGAGGGGAGCCGCUGAGGCUGCCCGCACCCCCUGAGCUGGGUUUCCGAGUCACCGCCGGAGACCUGGACGCGGAGAAAGCAGCGGCGCUCCGGCGCAUCAACAGCGCGCUGCGGGAUGAGACCCCGUCCCCGCAGCCCUACCGUCCCUUCCCCGCGCCGGCCGACCCUCCGGUCCCCGGCAGGGCUCCUCGGCCCGAGAGAGGCCAGAGGGAGUCGGCCUCCCCAGCGCCAGUAGACGCCCGGGAGUCUGCUGGAGGGGCCCCCGCUGCGCAUCCUUGGUCAGGGGGAAGGCACGGCUCCUCCCGGCCCCUGUCUCCCAGGUCCCAGCCCCUCCCGGGCCCUCCUUCCCACUCACGGCCCCCCGGCCCUUUCACCUUGCCCACCCAAGCUUCCUCCCCAGGAUCGGGCAGCGCGAGCCUGAAUGCUCGGCCGCCAAGCCCCUCGGCCCCUGCUUCGGCCCCCGCAACAGGCACGGCGGGUGCGAGGGGAAGCCCGGCUCCGGCCUGGGCCCCGGGUUCGGCUUGGCUUCCCGGCUUCCAGAGGCCCGUCCGGGGGCCUCUUAGGAGCGCGGCAGGAGGAGGAGGCCUUUGCCAGCCCCCGGCCGGGCCGCGCUGCCCAGCAGUCAGUGGAUCACGCACAGCCCCCUGCAGGCCGGGGGGCUCGGCCGCACCUCGGGGC